Sclerotinia borealis F-4128 is the source of this 666-nucleotide messenger RNA. NCBI's taxonomy places the organism in Eukaryota, Fungi, Ascomycota, Leotiomycetes, Helotiales, Sclerotiniaceae. The record is from the annotation of a GenBank genome assembly.
AUGGCUGCUCGAGGACCACCAGGCUCCCGUGCUGGAAAUUCACGAUUUGCGCAGUUUAAACUGGUGUUACUUGGGGAGUCUGCCGUCGGAAAGAGCUCGUUGGUAUUACGUUUCGUUAAGGAUCAAUUCGAUGAUUAUCGCGAGAGUACUAUCGGCGCAGCUUUCUUAACUCAAACAAUCUCCCUCGACGAAAAUACCACAGUCAAAUUCGAAAUAUGGGAUACUGCAGGUCAAGAGAGAUACAAAUCGCUGGCGCCCAUGUAUUACCGAAAUGCCAACUGUGCUGUUGUUGUUUAUGAUAUUACACAAGCUUCCUCAUUGGAUAAAGCCAAAUCUUGGGUGAAAGAACUUCAACGACAAGCAAACGAGAAUAUCAUCAUCGCUCUGGCCGGAAACAAGCUCGAUUUAGUCACGGAACACCCGGAUAAACGUGCUAUCACCACUGAAGACGCUUCGAAUUAUGCGAGGGAAGCCGGUUUACUAUUCUUUGAAACUUCCGCCAAAACCUCCGAGAACGUGAGAGAAUUAUUCACGGCCAUUGCAAAGAAACUGCCGUUAGAUCAAGCCGGUCCAAGAAAUCCGAGAGCUGGUGGUCCACGAGGAACAGGUGUUGAUCUCAGGCCCGAGGCGCCAGGAACACAAUCAGGUCCAGGAUGUGCCUGUUAG